This is a messenger RNA of Emiliania huxleyi CCMP1516, 560 nucleotides long. RefSeq lists its product as hypothetical. The transcript is spliced from 2 exons. The record is from RefSeq and is a predicted model, not a curated record. Lineage: Eukaryota; Haptophyta; Isochrysidales; Noelaerhabdaceae. The annotation marks the transcript as partial.
AGAGAGAGAUUUUUGAAAACCAACAAGAAAUCACGACUCUCACAGUGAUUUGGGCUCGGCAGCUUGUUAGCCCUCAGCCGAAGCUGGGGCCGGUCCCGUAGCCGAGAGAUCCCGCGCCGUGAGUUCGACGCGGUCGGGAGGCCUUGCGGGGAGGCCAGCGAGGGCUGACUCGCCAGAGGUCGAUACUCUGGACGACCCAUAGGAUGCCACGAAUGCCUGAAGGAGAGGGAGGCGAGGCCAGAGGCAGACUCAGCUGCUCUCAGGUGAUCUCGCUUUGGUGGCCGAAGGACAAAUGGUCCUGUCACAUUCGCGUUCCAAGUCGUGGGGGUAGAAGAUUGCGGGGGGGCAUCGAGUCAACACUUCCUUGUAGUACGGACCGCCAGGCUCGCCGGCAGCAUCCGCAGGGAGGCAGGGAGGCAGCAUAUCAGGCACCAGUCUUCUGGAGAGUUCAACAGCUGCAGCCGCGAUGGCCGAUGGCAGAGUCGGCCACGGUUCGAGCGAGCAGCUUUUGGCUGCGGGAUCGAAUCGCGGAAGGCUCAUGCCCUCGCGGAGCGACGCGG